AUGCCGUUUGAGCAACUACCUGACGAACUUUUAUUAAUUAUCUGUUCAUAUUUAAGUUCAUUUCAUAUUAUCAAAGCAUUUAAUGAUUUAAAUUAUCGUUUAAAUUGUACAAUAAAUCAAUAUCGACAAAAUAUUGAUUUACGUGGUUUAAAUUUACGACAAUUUUAUUUCUUUUGUAAAAUGAUCCGAUCAAGUUUUGGAAAUAAAGUCAAUUCAAUAAUUCUUUCAAAUGCUGCACCAUCUGUAAGACAAUUAACUUUAUUUCGAAAACAAAUUGAACCAUUUAUACAAUUAUUACCGAAUUUACAACGUUUAACACUUAUUGAUUAUUAUGAUGAUGAAUUAGAUCUUUUUUUACCUUUAAUAUCAAUAUUAAAAAAUCUUAAAGAAUUAAAAAUAACAUUUGUUAAAAAUAAAAAUGAAUCAACAUUAUGUAGUCUUAUAACACAAAUGUUAACAGAUAAUUUUAUUUAUUUUGAUCAUAUUCCAAAACGUCGAAAACGUGAUGUUUCAAUAUUAGAAAAAUUAAUAUUUACGGGAACGGGUUAUUUAAAAUUAACACCAAUAUAUAAUGAAACAAUUACACAUUUAACAUUAGAAAUUGAAAAUACCGAUGAUCUUUUUGAAAUUUUUACUGGUUUUGAUCGUUUACAAUAUUUAAAUGUUAAUAUGAAAGAAUUAACAGUAUUGACCUCAAAUCUUUAUGACAUUUUAUAUAAAGAACGCAAGAUUCAAUGUUUAUCAUUACUCGAUUUUCGUUUUCAAGCUAAAUGGCAACCAGAAGUAUUAUCAUUCAAUCAAUUUCUAUCGAUAUUAAACAGUCUACCCAAUUUACAACAUUUAUCAUGUACAUUAAAAUCUGAAGUAACUCAAGAUAAACUUGCUAAUUCAGAUUAUAUUAAAAAAGAAAGAUGGCGUAAUUUAUUUGCUGAAUUUCAUUAUCUUAUUGACUUAACUUGUUUAAUUAAAUGUUCUUUAAAAUCAUCAAAUUAUUCGGAAAUUGAUUUUGUACGAAUUGCUGCAAAUGCUUCUCAUGCUUCCAAUUUACCAGUUGAUAUUCAACUAUGUUACAACAAUGAUAUAACAAGCAAUAUCAAAAGUGAUUUAACUCUGGAACUUGAUAUUCAAGAUUUACAUAGAAUGACUGGUUCACAAUUAGCAAGCAAACUUUUACGUAGUCAUGAAUUAACAUUAUAUAGUGAUUUUUUCGUUGAUGAUGAUAAAGUUUUAUCAACAUUUCCAAAAUCAUUAACAUUACCAGAUCAUCUUAUAUUUUCACAAAUACGAAGCCUCGAUCUUUUAGGUGAAUUUCCAAGUAUGAAUAAUAUAUUUUUAGUUACAUUUGUUGAACAACUUAUUUGUCGAUCACCUAAUCUUCAAUCAAUUGGAUUUUUUCUUUAUUGGGUUGAAAAUAUGACUGAUUUAGUUUUAAAUUUUCUUCGUCCACUUAAAAAUUAUUUAAAACAAAUUAAAAAAUGUUAUUUAUAUACAGAAGGUGAUAUUGAUGAAAAAUUUGUUUCAGAACUUGCACAUUUAAUUCCAUCAUUAACGUUAUUAUCAGUUAAAAUUGAUUGGUAUUGUAAUACGGCUGAAGUUGUUAAUUUAUGUCUUAUGCAUAUGAAACAUUUAAUUCAUCUUGAAAUGGUAUUAGAAGAUAUUCCGGAUUAUUUAGAUGAAGAUUAUAUUGAUCGAAUUAAAAUGGAAAAAGAAAUUGAAGGUGUUGCAAUGGCACGUGAUACACGGGAAUGGUUAAAACGAAAUACAAUCUUAGGUAAAAGAUCGUCAAAUAGGAUAUUUCGCGCUGAAAAAAAUGGAAAUGAUUUAAAAAUUUGGCUUUGA
Messenger RNA from Adineta steineri, 1839 nucleotides. The record is from the annotation of a GenBank genome assembly. NCBI's taxonomy places the organism in Eukaryota, Metazoa, Rotifera, Eurotatoria, Adinetida, Adinetidae.